Molecule: messenger RNA, 1023 nt
Organism: Styela clava
Lineage: Eukaryota; Metazoa; Chordata; Ascidiacea; Stolidobranchia; Styelidae
Source: RefSeq, a predicted model, not a curated record
UAGGCACUAUAGUUGAUGCAAUUUUGUGAACUGCAGUUUAUUUAUCUUCUUAGCAGUUUAUAGAACAUGAGAGAUUAUUUAGUAUUUCAAAGGAAAAUCAGGCAGGCAUGAGAAAGAAGAGUUGGCCUUUUGCUUUUAUUCCUUAGUCCUACAUGUUUGAAAAGUUUAAAGGGCAUAAAGUACACGCUAACGAUACAACGCAUAAUGUGGGUGGAAGUUGCACGAAGUAAAAAAGACUGGGAUGAAGUUCUUGAAAUGUUUGGAAAAGAAUUUGUGGAUUCAGCAAUCGCAAGAAGAUAUUUACCAGACAUUGAAAAAAGAAAACUUCUGAUGCCCCUAUUUGUUCGAUACCUUUACGAGGCCCGUUACUCAGAUAAUCGUGCAGUAAUGCUUUCGGUGAAAAUGCACGAAAAGAUAACAAACGGCCAUGGCAUUCAAGAAAACAGAUCAAGAAUUAUUGGAGCAUGGUUGAGUAUUUAUGAUUUCAUACCACGAAAAGCAGAUAUUACGAAAAUGAUUGAUGUUGAUGAAGAUGGAACCACUCGGUUACUAAGAAUGGAAAAAUGGCGGGAACAAAAUAUUCAUCAAAUUAUUCAUAAAGCUGCAAAAGAUUUUGAUAUGAAAGCGAUUUAUGGAGCUCGCAUAGCCGUGCACAAAGCUUAUCGGGACGAAGGCAUUUUGAAAAAACAUACACGCCAAGCACAACAAAUAUUUUACGAAGAGAUAAAAAAGAGGAAUGGCAAUGAGGAUAAAAUUUUUAGCUAUUGGAUCAGCUUGGAGAAAAAAGCCAUUUCUGAUUACCGAGUUGAACUAGCUCAUUUGCAUUACAAUUUCAAACCGGGCCUAAGAUGUUGUGAGGAUUUUUCUUCUAAAGAUGAAAGCGGAAUUAGUUGUCAUUUUGUUCUUGUUGAACAGAAAAUGAUUGAAAAACUACGCAAAUAUUUUCCUAUUUUUAACAAAUUAUGAUUGUCAUUCUGUAAACUUUUGCAAAUUAAUAUCAGUCUAAUUAUAGGUAAAUUGUAU